Mycetomoellerius zeteki is the source of this 572-nucleotide messenger RNA. RefSeq names its product A-kinase anchor protein 14. NCBI's taxonomy places the organism in Eukaryota, Metazoa, Arthropoda, Insecta, Hymenoptera, Formicidae. Bases 12 to 572 code for a protein of 186 amino acids. Gene Ontology annotation, cellular component: cAMP-dependent protein kinase complex. The record is from RefSeq and is a predicted model, not a curated record. Gene Ontology annotation, molecular function: protein kinase A regulatory subunit binding. The transcript has 4 exons.
CUUAUCACAGGAUGGUUAUGCGAAAAAGGCGAUUAGGGUAUAAUAUACGACCUGCGGAAGAUCAACAGGUUGAAUCUUGUCAAGAUGUGACGCAUUUCGUGAGACGAUUCGUUGAUUCUGCGUUUAUCUCCGCAAUGAAGAUUGUCGCUGUGAUGGAUCAUGAGUUCUCGCUUAACUACAUAAAAUGGCCUACGUGUGGAAAUAUGAAUGCACGAAAAGGCCUGCGAUGUGUGAAAGAGGAGAUGUUCCGAUGGAACCAAUUAUCGGCUUUGAGAAAUUGGAUGUUCCAUGUAAAGUUUAUCAGCCUUAACAAAGAAGGCACCGCUGAAUUCUACGUGUAUCACGUUCUAUGGAGCAUACCCACACCGGCAUAUCCGGAGCCAUAUGUGACUGUCAGCGUGUUCUUCUGCAUCGCGGCGAGUCGCGUGCAGCCGCCGCACUUUCCAGUCGACGUCACAUAUGUAUUCGAGGGACAUCAGUUUGUGCAUCGGUUAGACGUAGUUUUUCAACCGAAGUGGCUUUAUGACAUUCUCGACAUGAAGACUAUGCUGUUCAAAACUUUUACAUUUUAA